AGAUAAUGCUAGAAUCAAGUUUUGUGUGGUCAUAGAGCCACUAUUGAAAUUGUAAAGUUGUAAACGGGGAAAACGAAAAUAAUGUCAGUGUCACCCUUGUUCUAAAAUAAAUCUUAAAAUAGGUAUUUAUCAAUUUGUCAAAUACAAUAAGACUAUUAGUUUUUAUCAUUAUUUAUUUGUGAUUUUAACCCGCCAAGAUACAUGUGAAAUGAAUUUUCAAGAUUCUAAGUUCAUUAAGGGUAGCUAUAAAAGAGAAAGAACUAGACCAAAUAGAAAUUGGCGUGGAGGAGAAAGAAGCCGCAGUUGGAGAUCAACCCAACAACGACACAAAGGGCAACAUUUCUCCAAUAGUCGUAAAAACUUUUCACCAAAUGGUAUUUAUAAAUAUGGAAAUCAGUUUUCAACACAUUCAACAUCUUAUGGUGUAUUAAAUCAAAAUGUUCAAUUAUCAGUUAUUACUAAAAAGGAACACAUUCGUCCUAGAUCACCGUUCCCAGGAAGUGAAGAAUACACUCAAAGGAAUAUUGAAAAAGCUAGUGAUUUCAUUAAAAGGCAACUACAAAUUGAUGAAGAUGUGCCUGCAAAAACCUAUAUCAAUUCUAGCCAUAUUCAUGAAAAUUUGCAUAGUGAUUGUAACGAGUUUCCUAAAUAUACAAAUUUCGAAAAUGUUAGCAGUUACUCUGCAAAUUCAGAUAAAGCCGCAAGAUCUAUUGACAGUAACCAUUAUAAUGUUGUCUACUCUCCAAAACAUAGUUUUAAUACAAGUUCACAUCAAAAAAUUAAACUUCAGCAAAUGUAUGAUGUUAAUGAAAUUCAUAAUAAACUUAUUAAUCACAUCUCCAACUUGAGUCAUGCUAAAAAGGUUAAUAUAAUCAAUCAGGUUGGACCUACUGGAUAUGAUUUAGCUGUUCAACAAAUCCAGAAGCAGAAAAGAAUUGAAUUGUCUCAUGCAUUGAGGGAAAUGUGUAAAGAACAAUGUUUUAAUGAAAAAACAGACGCUAUCAAUUCUAUAAUUCCUGACUUUGAUAUUCCAAUAGAAAGUUUACCAAAAGAGAUAAUUGAAAAGCUAAGCACUUCAUUGGAUGUACAUUUUGACGAUAGUAACUUUAGUUUUCCAAAUAAACAAAUGAGCAGUAAUUAUGUAGAAUUCUCAAGAAAUGAUUUCUGUUCACCAGAUCCUAUUGUUCCUGAAACGUAUUUCCGACAAGCAGAAACCUUGUUAAAGGAUUCCUUAGAAUAUUUACCUGAAUGUAAGCAAUCUAAAACUGAUAUAUUUCCACAGCAAAAUCUUAUUAGUGAUACGUUUUUGCAAGAAAGUUCUGCCUUAAGUAAUAACUCAUCUUCUGAUAAUUUACCUAAUUUUAAAGAUUUUUAUCAACCAAGUCCUCAAGGAUCAGAUGUGGAUCAAAGUAAUUUUCAAGAUGAUAAUGUGGCAUUGCCCUGCCCAUUCAAUAUGAAAAGUGAUAAAAACAUCACCUUUUCAGAUCUACAUCAUGAUCAUAGGAACAACAUAAAUGAAAGUAUUAACUUUGUAUCUACACAAUGUGGAGAAACUACUAAAAAAGAGUAUCUUACUGUACCUACUAUCAUAGGAGAACAAAGUCAGAAUACAAGUACAAAAAGUAGGACACACUCUGGAUGUAGUAUUGGUGAACAAGUACAAACUAUAAGUAAUUUUAACGGGAAUAUUGAACAAAAUCAACAAGAAAUCAAUUCUCAGGAGUAUGAAAAUGUACUUCAAAGUAAAUUAGUAAAUGCAGAAAUUAAAGUUGAAGAUACUGUUGAGCAAUACGUAGAAUUACAACCUGCAGAUAAAAUGAAAAAGGAUCAAAUUAAAUUCAAAUCAGAAAAGAUACAUUUUGAAAUUGCAUCAAGACGGAAACUUUUUAACAAAAAAGUCUGUGAACACACCAUCAGAAGCCAAUCAAAAGAAGUAGAUAAUAGUACAAUCAAUGUUAAUAGAGAAAAGUUCAACUCUACUAAAGAUACAGAAUUCCUUACAAAAGAUCUUACGAAACACUUGCAAAAACGAGUACUACAGAGUGAUGUUGAAACCAAAAACUUAGUUAAAGGGAAAUGCAGUAACCAGGGUGACAAAAUAAAUCAAAAUAACAAAUUCCAGAAUACUUCAGGUAGCAAUAGGGAAUCAGAUUAUUUUGCGAAAACUAAUUCGUUUGAAACGCAGGCGGAAAUUACUUCAACAACAUUAAUGACUGAACAAUCAAAAAAUUUAGAAUUAGUAAACGAUAUACCGGAACAGAUUCCGAAAAAUGAAGAUAAAAGGUUUAUAAACAAUGCAAGACAACAAAUUGCCAAGGUGGAUUUUCAGAAAAAUAAAAUAUCAUUAAAUAGAGACAGUUAUAAAGAAACUAUGAAAAUAAUAAACGAAACUGAUUAUUACACACAUCCUUCGAGUAAUUUAUCUAUAAAAAGUAAAGAUAGCAUUGGAUUUUCUUGUUUAACCAAAAAUUUUAACCCUUAUACAUCUUACUUGAAACCAACAAAAAUACCUUUAGUACAAAACAAAGAACAAGCAAGCAAGCAAGAGCAUAAAUUUCUUUCAGAAUCAAACUCAAAAAAAGCUAAGGAAGAUUUAGCAAUUGAAGAGAUAGUCAAAGGAUUUUCUCCAAGAAAAAAAAUUCAAGGAACCGCUAAAGUUCGAAUAAUCAAACUUAAAAGUACAGAUGAGUCUCGUGAUUUAACAUCAAAUGUAGACAAAAAAAAGUCUUUUAAUAAAAGAAGCGAAAAACGAAAAAAUAGACGUGCUAGACAAAAAAACGCAAUGAAGUAUUUUAGUAAUGAGCUUGAAAAAGAAUUACUACAGACAGCCUAUAAUGAAAUUGAAAACGACGAUAAAAAUGUUAAGAUUAAUGUACCUACAAAUACAAAAACUGCCGAUUUAGUUAAUGAUGAUAAAUAUUCAGAUUCAUUUUCAGUUGACUUUACUGAUACUGAAACAACCGCUGGUGAAAAGGUGAUUCUAGCAAGCAAUUCUCAGAAAGAAAACAUAGAGUCAAAUUAUUCUCAAAGUUGUAACGAUAAUAAUAAAAUUCAAAGCAAUGAGUCGACAAUUCAAUCUGUAUAUGAAUAUGAAAACGAAGAUUUAGAUUAUGAUUAUGAUAUGUUUAUUGACAUAAAUAAAUCAGCUGUAAAAGGUGGUGAUUUAAAAGAUGAUGAAAUGGUAAGAUUAUGGGAGAAAAGAGCGAAGGAUGUUCACAACGUUGAUGAAAAAAGUGUUUUAGAAGAUGGAAAAUUAUGGAAUAAUUUUGUGGAAAAAUCAGCUGUAGACGUUAUGAGUACUACUCAGGAUGAUGGUUUAGUUUUAGCAACUAACUCAAAAACAGAUAAUGAUGUUACUUUAAAUUUUGAUAAAGUAGCUGACAUUACCCCUGGAAAUUUAGAAAAAAAUGGACGUGAAGAAGAAACUUCCUCUAUGGCAUUUGUUGAACAUGUGCAAACGUUAAAGGAACCUGAAUUUUCGUUGCUAAUGGAAGGUGAAACUAAAGACACUAUUUCAAAAGAUGUUCAGAAAAUUCCGAAUGUAGAAAAUAAUGCAAAUUUGUUUGUGAGUAAUGGAAUUGAAGUGGACACUAUAAAGACGAAUAAUAAUUUAAUCGUAGCCGAAAUAGAUUUAAAACUUGACACUUGUUUAGAUGAGAAUGAAGAAAGUUUAAAAGCAAAUAUUUCACAUAUUAAUAGAUUGACUACAUUUUGUGGUGAUGCAUUGAAUGAAGAAACGAAAUGUUUAAGUAAAGAUGAACCUAUUGACAAACAAUUGAACGAUUUGAAAAAUGAGACUACGCACCUAAAAUUAAAUUCAGAGAGUAUUGAGGACCUCGAAAAAGUUACGAAUAACAUUAAAAAAAAUAACACAUUACUUGAAAAUAGUAAUGACUGUCAUUGUAUUAGUGAAAGAAACGUCGAUAGCAAAUGUCCUGACAAGAAUUAUAUCUAUGAAAAUGGAAAACAUAUUCUUGAGCAUGACACGUUUCAAAUCAAAAAUAAACAUAUUAGUUCUGAUAAAAAUUCUAACGCACUUGAAACUAAGCAAGAAGGUCGAUCAUCAUCAAGAGAGAACUGCAAGACUAGUAAUAAAGCAUCUAAGUUAGAAAUCUGUGCCGCUAAAGAAAACACUGCUGACAAAACCUCAUUAAAUAAAUUAGAGUCCUCCAGAAAAAGAGAUGGCACUUCAGAAGAAUCAGUUUAUUCAAGUAAAGAAGGUUCUACUUUAGAACAAGUAAAAUCACGAAAUAAAUCAUAUCAUACUUCUGAUGAUAGAAAAAGAAAAAUUCGUGUAAGAAAUAAUUAUUCACAAACAGAAAAAUAUACAAUGAAAGAUAUUGAACUACAAACAGAAAAUAGUAAUAAAGAAUACAGCGAUCGAAUGGUUCAAUGUGAAAUAGAUAAUAAUAUUCAAACCAUAAGCACUAGUACUUCAACAGCUAAUUUUGAUUCUCAUGAAAUAAAUGAAUAUUCGAAAUUAACUAGAAAUGAUGCUAUAACAAAAUUAAUUGAAAUCGACAAGCAAAUAGGCAAUCUAUUAAAAAUCAGACGUGAUUUCUAUGAAGUUUUAUACGACGAUAGUUAUAAAAACAUACAUUGCAAAUUGCCGAAUACUUCGAAUGAAUUGAAUACAGUUGCUAAUAAAUUUAACAAUUUAUCUGUAAUGAAGUCCAAAAAUGUAUCUGAUCAUUCACAAUUAAAAACAAAUUACGCAAAACAACGUAAAUUAAAAAAGAAUGUGAAGUUGCGAGACAUACAUAAAAUAAAUAUAGGCAAGAGUAAUCAAAAUAUAAAUGUAAAAGGAACCGCAUCGUUAAUCUUACAAGAUUCAACAGUGGUUUCCAAAGAAAAUCAAUGCAUUUCAUCCAAUGAUGUUGAAAAAUUAAAUGUAAAAAACUUGUUAGAACAGAAGAAGGUAUUUUUCAAUUCGACAGAUAACUUAGAAUUGGGUAAAAAUAAAAUCCUUGAAAAUACUACCCAUAAUAAUGAUGUAAACACAAUCAAACGUGGUCACCAUGCAUGUAACAGAGCUCAACAAAAUGCAAAUGAAAUGGAAGAACUGAAAACUUCAGCAAAAAAUGCCAAUAUUACAAAACACUCAGAAGUAACGAAUGACAAUGAAAUUAUAACUGCUAAUGAAUUACCGAAUGAUAAUGAAUGUUUAGUCUUUGUUACAUCUAAAUCAGAACAGGAGGAUAUGUCUUUAUUUUUGGAAAAAAGAAACGUUGCUUCUGAUGUUUGCAAUAUAAAAAAAUGUUAUAAUAAAAAGAAACAGAUAGUAAGAGACAAAAUACAAAACACUGAGGAAAAUAAAAUCAUAAUAAAACAUGAAGCAAAUAGACCCACAAAACGCAGAAAAAGAAAGCAUUCUUCCUUUGCUAUUAAUAAUGAUUAUGUUAAAAAUUUAAGACAAACUAAUAAUAAAGCAGUGACGGAGAAACCUUCAAGAAAAGGAAUAGUCCAAGAAAACGUUGAAGGAAUACAUACAGAAAAUAGUUCAGUUCCAAAAUGUCAAAAUCUUUCUUAUACGUCAGGAGCUAAUUUAGAGAAUGAAAUAAAACAUAAAUUCUCUUUGGAUGAACCGGAGCAUAAACGAAGACGAAAAAGUAACAAAACUGAAACGAUAAAUAUAGAAACAAAUGUGGAUAAAGUAGCCAAAGAAUCUAUUGUAGAAAAAGGUAGUACAAAAGGAUUACAAAGAGAAGAAGAAACUGUUGUUAACUAUGAAAAAUAUGGAAAUAGAAGCGACUUGUAUGAAGAAAUACAAAAACUAAAAUGCAUUGUUCGAGUAGAGAGAUUAUCAUUGGUACAAGCAGGAACUUCAGCAAUGACAGUUUUACAUAACUUCAGUACUUCACAAAAUCUAGAAGAAUGUUCAAAUUCAAAAAUUGAAAAUGAAUUUCAGCCUAUUUCUCAGUUUAGUGAAGAGAAUCAAUACGAGAAAUCUAGGCAUGCAACUAAUGAAGUAUGUUGCGAUUCUCAUCUUACGGAUUUAAAAGAAAGUAAAAAUGAAUUAAAUAUUCAGCCGCAUUUGGGAAAAGUAAAUGAAGAAAAUUUCACAGAGGUAGAAUUACCUAAAAAUGAAAAUAACAUACAAUCUGAUAAUUUGCAAGAUCUCAUUUGUCACAAUUCAGAAGUUGAACAGCAUGAAAACUGUAUGGAAUCUUCACAAUGUACAGAAAAUAACGUUGAUCUUAACUGUAAUCAGGAAAUAGCGAGUAAAGGUGAUUCCGAAAGUAAUAUUCUGAUAUCCACCACUGAUGUUGGAGGUGAUUUAGAAGAAAUACUUUUUACAAAUUUUGAGGGCGUUAUAUUGGUAAUUAAGGUGGUUUCUGGGAUAAUAAUAGCUGCUUCUGACAAAGGCAAAUUGUUCUGCUAUAGUAUGUCAUCUGGAUUGUUACUUCAUACUAUUAAUGUUUGUUCAGUUGCUAUAACAUCUCUAUGUGUAUUAAAAAAUAAUGAUGAAGAAAUACUGUAUACAGGAUCGUUAGAUGUUAAACUGAACAUAUAUAAUUUCAUGACCAAAGAAAAAAUUAAAUCUGAAAAUGUAGGGGAACCAAUACAGUGCAUGGAAUAUGCUUGGGAUUAUUUAUUUAUUGGGUCUGACAGAGGUUCAAUAAUUCGUUAUGAUGUUCAGAAAGAAAAAGUAGAUUAUAAAGAAAAAAUAUUUGACCUAAAUGUUCUUGUACUACGAGCAACUCAGGAAGGUGCAAGGAAAGUUCUUGUUGUGGCCGCACGUAACAAUCCAGUAUCAGUGAGGGAUGCUAUGUCUGGCCUUCUUAUGAGAACCAUGGAAACUCCAUUUUGUCCCACGGUAUACACGUUAUUACUGGAAAAAAAUUUUGUGUUUUGCGGUACUAGUCAACAUGAUAUAUUGGUAUACACUUUUGAGGAUGGUCAGUUAAUUUUCAAACACGAAGCUACAAAGUCUAAAGGUGUAGUUUGUAUGCAGAUAGUGAAAAAUCUCCUUUUUGCUGGUUGCUAUAAUGGAAAUGUUUAUAUUUAUAACAUAAAGACAAAUAAACACUUGGGCACAAUGACUGGGCCAGGCGGGCUUCUUCUAUCAAUGGAAAUAGUAAAUGGGAAGAUAAUUGUUGGAACCAAAUCGAAUAAAUUUAAAUUAUGGACAAUUCCAAAUCAUUAUUUAGCAGAAAAUGAAAGCAUUACGUAGACUAAUGUAAAGUCCGUCUACAUUAAUAAACUUCGAUUGUGAUAAUAUCCAUGUGUAAACCUAUGCCUUGAGGGAGAGAAUAUUCUCUAUUUUGAAAAAUAUGUUAAGUAUUUCCUAGUACAAGGGGAAUGAUUUAUCUUUACAACCCUUUAAAUAUUAUUAUUUAUAAAUGAUAUCGAUAAGGUUUUCUAGAAAAUAAUAACUAUAAUAUGAUGGCGUCAUAAAUUUGAGACAUGUAACAAUUUUUGUAUAUGAAAAACAUCUAAUAAUUGGAAAACUGAAACAGGCAAGUAUCCGUUGUUCAGCCUCUAUAUGAUAGUGACCGCAAAAAUAAUUAAAAAUAACCUGUUUGUCUUUUUUAACAAUUUCUUUUGUUACUCGACGAUAAAUUUUAUAUUGCUUAUUAAUGAUGAUUAAUAAGAUAUUAUUAAUGAGUCACUAAAUAUUUCUUUUCGCAAACGAAUAGUAAAGGGCACAUUUUACGUCAUUUACUAUUAGAAAUUAUAACUAUAUGACUAUUCAAUAAAUAUUGUUAAAGCAAAUGCUUUUUAUGAUUUGUCCUUAUUCCAAAUAAAACUUAAAUGUGGUAACUUGCUUAUUUUUCUGUUACCUACCUACAAAAUUGUUCCUUCUGUAAAAUUCAAACUUGUUAAUUAUAGUAUUUAUGUAUUUAUAAAUUAACACUUUUGAUUUAGGUAUGUUAAAUAUUAUAAAAUCAAUUACUGAGUAUUUUGGUCUUAAUUAUUUACGUUUUUAUUUAUAUACCUAUAUUACUUGGUAUUUGUAGUGUUUAAUUUAGAUUCGCAUGUUUAAUAACAACCACUUUGAAAAUGUGUCAUUUUAUUAUUCGUUAUCGAAUUUAAAUUAGAAUGCAUUCUUAUUUUUGUUAAUUUUGUUGAUAGGAAUCUCAAAUCAUGGUGAUAAAAUUUUCUUAUUUAGAGAUGCUAAAUACAGAAAUUUAUAGUUCGUAUGUAUUUAAUGCCUUGUAUACAAGAAAUUAUUGUUACUUUAUUGCUUUUUUAAUUUUUGUAUUGUUUCCAUUAAAAAACAAGUGUUAUUUUCCUAAACAAAAUAAAAAAAAUUCCAAAGUUGAAGUGCACGUUCAUGUAUUUCAAUAUUAAUUGAAUAUUGUUCAUUAAAGUUAAGUAUUAUAAA
Molecule: messenger RNA, 8329 nt
Organism: Agrilus planipennis (emerald ash borer)
Lineage: Eukaryota; Metazoa; Arthropoda; Insecta; Coleoptera; Buprestidae
Exons: 8
Coding region: 209-7174 (2321 amino acids)
Cellular component (GO): cytosol; membrane
Molecular function (GO): SH3 domain binding; RNA binding
Source: RefSeq, a predicted model, not a curated record